Molecule: messenger RNA, 1380 nt
Organism: Oppia nitens
Lineage: Eukaryota; Metazoa; Arthropoda; Arachnida; Sarcoptiformes; Oppiidae
Exons: 2
Coding region: 38-1369 (443 amino acids)
Biological process (GO): biological process involved in interspecies interaction between organisms
Cellular component (GO): external side of plasma membrane
Molecular function (GO): carbohydrate binding
Source: RefSeq, a predicted model, not a curated record
AUUUAUACCAGUAUAAACUACUUCAAAUAAAAUUAAAAUGAGUAAAAUAGAUAAAUUAUUUUACACCAUUAAAUUAAUAUUUAUAUUCAACGUUUUAAAUUAUUAUCAAAUCUCAGGCACUGAUGAAGGCAACUGUCCAAACGGUUGGUUGUAUUUUUCAAACGGAAAAUGUUAUAAACAUCUAAAGACUGUCGGUUUAGUCACAGAACAUGAGGCCAAGGAUUUAUGUGCUAAAGAGAGUACCAGUGCUCAGUUGAUUACGAUUCACGAUAAGGAAACUCAAGAGUUUGUUUUUAAUAAAGUGUUUACCGAUAUUAUCGGUAACGCAUGGAUUGGAUUAGAGUUUAGAGAUAAUAGGUUUCAAUGGGCAGACAACUCUCCUAUGGAUUUCCAUCAUUGGGACGAUAUGGCUAUCAUUGAUGGUAGUCUUAAAUGUGUGACAAUUGAGUUAAAUCAGUCAACGGGUGGCGACUGGAAUACUACCGAUUGUUCGGCUAAAGGACUGGUCGGUUGCCAAACAAUAACUCAUUCCUAUAAUGAUUUAUACAAAAUGAUUAUAGAUUUGACAAAAGUAGUGAACCAACAAAUCAUAACAAUUAAUAUACUAAUAACUAAUACAAGUGAACAACAAAAGGUUAUCGACAAACAAAAACUAGAUCUCAAAGAAUUAGAGAUUUCAAUGACUGAACAGAAAUCCACGACUAAGUCAUUACAAACUGAAAUCAUUAAUCAAAAGACAGAAAUACAAGGAAUCGUCGGAAACUAUUCUAAACAUCAAUCAGAUGUCAAUCAACUCAAGAGUCAAGUGACCAAACAGGACACUAGUAUUAAGAAACUACAGACGGAUUUCAGUUCACAAACAAUUGAUAUAAAGACAUUGAAAACAGAUUUUUUAAAAGACGAGUCGCAACUUAAAGAUUUGUUGACUAACUAUACUAAUCUCGACAAAGAUUAUAAGUUACUUAAUAAGAAAGUAGAUUCAAUUCAAACGGGAGGCAUACCUAUCGGGUUUAUAUACAUACAGUUACCCAAUCAACACGAACCCAGUAGUUUGUUUAGUAAUACCAAAUGGCAAGAAGUGAGCAGUCAAUAUGCGGGUCUAUUUUUCCGGGUAUUGGGAGGUAACUCAGGUAAAUGGCAAGUAAACCAAGAUUUCAAUACACCGGGUAUUACUAAGGUUAAUGCAGUGGGACUGUCAGGUCUUAAAAACAUCAGUAAACAUGACCCCAGUGUUGUCUAUAUCAAUCGUGGUUGGUCUGAACAGUUGGUAUCGGGUGAUACCAUCUCUCAACUUCAGUUUUAUUUAUCGGAUGAUGAAAAUAGACCACAAAAUACAGCCAUUAAAAUAUGGAAACGUAUAGAAAAUUAGUUAUAUUAUGU